This is a messenger RNA of Dermatophagoides pteronyssinus (European house dust mite), 1025 nucleotides long. RefSeq lists its product as uncharacterized. The record is from RefSeq and is a predicted model, not a curated record. Lineage: Eukaryota; Metazoa; Arthropoda; Arachnida; Sarcoptiformes; Pyroglyphidae.
GUUUCGAUUGAAAAAUGUCAAAGUGGACAUUGAACAUUGGCCUUUGUCUGAUGUGGAUGAUUGUGAUUGAAACAUGGAUUGUAAUGACACAAAGAAGGGAUCAAUACCUUCCAAAACCACAUGCAAAAGAUACAAUCUGCCAAAGUUUCCAGCAAAAUAAUGAUAGCCAAUUGAAUAUACUGGCAAUUGGAAUAACGAGGGAUGGAUAUUUAAGAUUGAUAACCAAGAAUAACCUAAGUUAUGUUAUGCCAGCUUAUGCACUGGAUCCGACAAAUAAUAAAUUAUAUCUUAUGACUUGGCCCCAACCACUCGACAUUCAAUUGUCAAAAUUUUUUGAUUAUUAUAAGCCUAUUAUGAAAUUCAACUCGCUAGUAUGGUUGAUGUUUGAUCAAGAUGGUGAUUGGAUUUGUGUAGCAACCAAUUACAGUCAAACUGAAGAUGCCUUCAAUUAUGAUAUCAAGCAUAGAAGGGAAAUAACAGGAUGGUACUAUUUGGAAGCUAAUCUAAUUGUACUUUCAGCAGACGUAAAUUGCCAAUUCUAUACAAUAAAAGUAUCCACAAGUCUUCGAAUUAGUCGUUCUCAAUGUGAGAAAUCAAUAAAGGAAUUGCCCAUAGUAUUACCUAAAACUGGUCAUUCAGUCAUUUGUUUUGAUGAAUCCGGUAACAAUAUCACCAUAGUACGAGUGAAAGAUGAGCCUGCAUAUUGUAAGAAGCCUGUUCAAUGGCCAAUAUUGACAGGUUUUGUUUUUCAUGGAAACUUUUAUCUAUUUGGUCAUUCCUAUGUCUAUGUAUUUGAGGAAAAUGCCUAUAUGAAUGAAAGAAAAAUGUAUCCAUUUCAACAAAUUAGAAGUAAGGCUUCCAGUUUACAAAAUGGCACUGCCCAACCACCUGUUAUGGCGGACAAUCAAGCAGCAUCUUCCACUGGAUCAAGUUGUGUGGAUAGUAAUAUGAUUAGCAACACUAGUGCCAGUCGAUCAAAACGUUCAUCGAAACGAUCGCCAAGCAGUCGUGCUAAAUCAACCUGA